AUGACUGAAAUGUGACGUAUAAUAAACUCAUAGGAGAGGUAAACACUGAAGUGAACCUGAACGCAUCAUCAUGUAACUGAAGUGAACCUGAACGCAUCAACAUGUAACUAAAGUAAAUCUGAAUGCAUCAUAAUGUAACUGAAGUGAACAUGAACGCAUCAUCAAGUAACUUAAGUGAACCUGAACACAUCAUCAAGGAACUGAAGUGAAUGUGAACGCGUUAUUAUGCAGGAUUAGAACAAGAAGAAGAAGGAGGAGAACUCGAACAAUUAAAAAAAAGUAGAAGAAGCAGACGAACAAAAGCAAAAAGAACAAAAAUAAGGAAAAAUAUAAAAGAAAAGAAGCAGAAGAAGAACACAAAUAAAAAAAGAAGAAUAUAAAGUAAACAAAUAGUAAAAAGAAGUAGACAAAUAGAAAAAGAAGUUGAGGAAGAAGAAGAAGAAGAAGAAGACGUAACUCCGGGUCACGUGACCGGGCCGCGCAUCGUUUGGUCCAUUGUGGAUGGGAGCGAGAGCCGAGCAGCCAGAAGAUGACCAAACUGCAGUUCCUGAACGUGUUUCUGACUGAGCGGCUGAUGCUCGCUGCGCAGGAGAUCUACAAGUCCGUGGAGGACACGAUCCUGGAGUACCAGGAGGAGAUCGCGAUCCGGGAGCGGGAGAACGACCACCUGCGACGCCGGCUGCGGGACGCGGGGAUGGAGACAUGGCCAGAUCGGCCGUCCCUGCCGCUGCUGGAGGAGGACGGCGAGCCCCCGCGGCGCGAGUGGAGCCCCAGCAUGGGGCACGAGGAGCGCCUCCCUCUGCAGAGCAAGGAGAAGAGAGACGUCCGGGCCGGCCAGGGAGAGGAGAACGUGUUCCCUCCCCCGCGUGUCGUGAGUGAGUUCCCUCAGGAGGGGCCGCACACGUCCUCCCUCCCUCAGAGUCACGGCGUGGAGAACAGGGAGCGGGACGCCGCUCCGCGGAGCUCCUCGCGGCACGUGAAGGUCGAGAGCGGAGGAGGCCACCGAGGCUCCGCCUCCUCCAGCGGCGGCGCCCAGCCGCUCGCGCCGGUCAACCCCAACUGCUCCAACGAGAACAACAUCGACAUUACCGGGGCGGAGAGCGGAGGACAGAUGGGCGGCGCCAAGGGAAACGGAGGCGGGGCCAACCGAGGACAGGCCUCGCAAAUGCGCAACCAAGGAGCCUCUGCGGGGGAGUCCCCGCAUCCAAAGUCCCCCCAGCAGGGCCACAUGUCGUCCUUCUGCUGCAAGGUGUGCGGCGAGGCGUUCAGCCACGCCGGCCACCUGCACGUUCACGUACAGGUGCACACUCGGGAGAAACCGUACCGCUGCGGCGUCUGCGGGAAAUGCUGCAGCUCCUCCGGCCGGCUGCAGGAGCACCAGCGCAGCCACACGGGGGAGAAGCCCUUCCGCUGCCAGAUCUGUGGGAAGGGCUUCACGCAGAUGGCCCACCUGAAGGUGCACAUGAGGAUCCACACGGGGGAGAAGCCCUACAGCUGCCCCGUGUGCGGCAAGUGCUUCAGCCGCUCCGACAAAAUCAAAAGGCACCUCCAGACCCACAGCCGCGAGGGAACCUACUUCUCACAGCAAUGAUGCGUUCAGGAUCUCAUCCCUCCAACAGCUCAACACUGCCAUGAAGACGAGGAGAUUUCUGUUCUUCCUCCGGUCCAAGAACUCUGGGCUGUGCGGCUCUGGGAGGACGCCUCCCCCUCACUGCUCCGGGCCAGAGCCCCUCGCUAUCAUUUGUAUUAGCCAGUUUAGGAUGUCAUUUACUUAUUUUUGUACUUGUCACUGAGUUUUACAUCUCGAAGACACACUUUGAGUUAUUAGCUAGCUUUUAUGAAUGAUGUAGUCCUAUAAUUAGCAUGACGAAGUGUUCCACACACGCCUCAGGCGGAGCGAUGCAACGCGGCUUAUUGAAACGAGUCGCUUCUCAUACAGAAGUUUACGCUUGACGUCUCUCUUGUAGUCGUUGAGGCUCGACGGCCUGACGGCCGACCCCGCGCGUCGCCCUGCGGUAACACUGCCACUCGUCUUUCUCAGUAUUUUAUGAAGCAAUUGAACAAUGACAAGACGGAGGCUCCCGAAAAGCCUCCGAGACGCAUCGCCUGGAGAGGAGUCUGAGCUGGUCUUUAUCUGAACUUCCUGUUCUCCACGUCGCUGCAGAGCCACACGUCCAUUUCAACAUGUAUGAAUCCAUCUGUUGCUCCGCUACGGUGCUCACGGUGCUCACGUGUCCAAUGCCACCGCUCUCCGUCUCGCGUGUUGUUUCCUUUCCAUGACGUGCACUAUGCCAUCUCCACACGGGCCCGACAGUAUUAGCUGGAUCUAUCUGUGGUUCUUCAGGGGUCUGCACACACACACACACACGUUCACCUGUGUUUCACCUGUCUGUCGUGGAGUCGCCGGUGGCAGCAGAGCCCCCAGGCAGCGGCUCCUCUCAGGACUCACGCUGCACUCAAGGGGUCCAGGACGCCUCAGGGUGGAGGGUUCCUCGUGUCCCUGCUGGUGGCAGACAUGAAGGUUACAGAACAAUGUGCAUCUGAGCCGCUGCAGGAACAAGAAGUCAGUGGAACGUGACGGCUGACCAGCAGCGCUACUCCGGGACACAGUGUUGUGUCAUUGCGCAUUAAAUGUUAUUUUUUAAUAAAGUAGAAAUUGAGUAUC
This is a messenger RNA of Pseudoliparis swirei, 2665 nucleotides long. RefSeq names its product zinc finger and SCAN domain-containing protein 22-like. Lineage: Eukaryota; Metazoa; Chordata; Actinopteri; Perciformes; Liparidae. The record is from RefSeq and is a predicted model, not a curated record. Gene Ontology annotation, biological process: regulation of transcription by RNA polymerase II. Gene Ontology annotation, molecular function: DNA-binding transcription factor activity; RNA polymerase II cis-regulatory region sequence-specific DNA binding. The coding region runs from base 530 to 1591 and encodes 353 amino acids. The transcript has 2 exons.